GCUGCGUUGUAGCAGCAGCACACUUGCGAAGACACUGAAAAUAAUGGUUGUGUUAAGUUGCCACCAACCAAAUCAUUUUGCAAUAUAAGUCAAAGGCCAAGAUCGAAAGCGGUAUGAUAUAUUAGGUAAUAUUUGUUGCUCUGUAGACUUGGUUCCGCCUUUAUUUGGAUCGCUUGUACUCUGAAAUGCUUUUGGGGGCUUAAAUAUUGACUGUAGCCACAAAGAUAAUACCUGCAUCAGUGGUUGAGAAUAGCCAAGGGUAUUGGGGGUCACAGAGGUAAAAUCUUAUAAUUAGGUACGUUUUACAGUCCUGUUAUUUUUUCUCGAAUUUGUUAUGAAUGAUAUGUAAAUUAUGAGUGUCUCAUCUGGGCUCCCAGCUGUGUGUUACAGUGUUUGUGAUAAUGCAUACAUCGAAGCGAUCAAAACUGGCAGGACACCAGAAUUGUGCUUAUCCACUUCACCGUUCGUCUCUGAUUACGAUUCUUGCACGGCGUGCGUUAAAGCGAAUAGCGCAGAUUCAGCUGUGACGAUCAAAAAUUCUUUGGAACCUAAAUUUGGACAAUUUCUUCAAUAUUGUGCGUUACUGAAUGCAUCCUCGAUAGCAUCGAGUACAGCAGAGAGUACGACAGUUGCGACAACCUUCAGUGUCGCCUCCUCAUUACUUUCCUCGCUCCCAAACUUCACGACUACUCUUUCGAGUUCUACCUCCACUCCUUCGGGGUCACCAUAUACAACCAUCACAGCAACCAAUACCCAAGGUAUCUCAUUGUUCGACGGAACCACAACUACCCUCACAUUUUCUAAUGUAAUAACAUUAUGGGCCCAAGCAAGUUCCACUUUGUCCCCCUCACCAGCAAAUUCACAAUCUAAAUUGGCACCUGGCCAUGCUCAAUUUAACGGUGUAGUUUUUGGGUCCAUUUUUGGCGGGCUGUCGAUCAUAGCCUUUGGUAUGAUCUACUGGAAGUUUUGGAGACACUGGCAUUUGCGAAAAUCAAGAGUCGGGGUUGGAAUUGGGGAUGAAAAUGGCCCCGAGAAGGCGCAAUUACAUUCAGAUUGUAUCCCUCCCAAAACCCCCGAAGAGAUUGACGGGUCACCCAGAGGCCCAGUCGCAGAAUUGCCAGCUAUAGAAGCUGCUGUAGAGAUGCCAGGGAGUGUCAUCAACUCGUCCAGGGAGGGUGAUUGAGUUCGAGUGGUUCUGUAAUAAAUGUUUUUUUUGGGGGCUAUUGUAAUACUUAAGUUCAUGGCGAAUCAGUUUGCCCCAGGCCAUUCAGAUAUAGAUUCUGAAUUACCGAAUAGCUCGUGUCCUUCGACGUCUGAUUUAUGGGCAACGAAUCUAACUCGUGGUACUCCGUGGCCUCAAGUUCAUACAUCUCUUGCCAUGUUUCGAGCCAUUUUUUUCUAAGACUGGUGUUUAUUUCAUUCUGGGGUUGAAACCAAGACAUGCAAGACUUCUCCCAGGAGUAUCGACGGAUCCAAGCUCUGACGGUAUACUACUACAAUUACAAGUAGUAUUUCCUAUCGCGCCAGGAAGCAAAAGAGAUAAUAUCUUCAAGGAGGGCAAAGGUAUUUUGUUAAAAUUAGUGCAGCGACAACUAUAUGGUUCUCGGCAAGCAAUACUAAGGGACCAAUCAAAAC
This is a messenger RNA of Botrytis cinerea B05.10, 1635 nucleotides long. RefSeq lists its product as hypothetical. The coding region runs from base 353 to 1183 and encodes 276 amino acids. Lineage: Eukaryota; Fungi; Ascomycota; Leotiomycetes; Helotiales; Sclerotiniaceae. The transcript is spliced from 3 exons. The record is from RefSeq and is a predicted model, not a curated record.